Labeo rohita (rohu) is the source of this 5599-nucleotide messenger RNA. It is a transcript of the gene fam222bb, whose product is annotated as family with sequence similarity 222 member Bb. The record is from RefSeq and is a predicted model, not a curated record. The transcript has 3 exons. Bases 515 to 2236 code for a protein of 573 amino acids. Lineage: Eukaryota; Metazoa; Chordata; Actinopteri; Cypriniformes; Cyprinidae.
GCGUUUCCUCGACCUCCGCGAGGAAGACACGUGGGAAAAGCGUAAUGCGCCUGCGCGGAUAUAGGCUGCAGCAGUGGGCACUGGGCAGCAGCAGUGACUAGACAAGCGCUUUAUCGACACAAGCAAAGCACAGGUGCCGAAUAACCAAGCAAAAUGCUUUUUUAAACAAUCGCACGUCUCAUCCCGAAGCCAGAGAGUAAGUUUCGCUUUCGACACCUCCCAUCUGAUCAUUUGAAUGCGGUUUUAAGAAGCUGUGAGAUGAAAGCCGGGCAGUGGCUCGCACAAAGAAGACACAGGCUAUAUGCUAGUGCUUGUAGCAAGUGUAGAAGCAGAGGUACCAAGACAGGCUGAGAUCUCAUUCUGAUCACCUUUUAGAUCGGUUGGUAGUUUGAUGGGGGUUAAACGAGCACGACGACCGGAUACAUCUUGUCUAGAGGGCAGAUGGGCGCUACAGUGACCCUAAAUUGUUGUGAUGAGGAGUGAGAGUCCAAUGUUGCAUUAGUCUCAUUGUGACAUGCUGGCCUGUCUGCCGGUAUCAAACCCCUCCCUCCAGCUUCUCUCGCACACGCAGAUGAACACUGGACUUCAGAAAUGGGACACUACACAGAGGAUGAGAUCAGCACACUAUCCUACCCCAGCGGAAUUGGAUGCCUAUGCUAAGAAAGUUGCCAAUAACCCACUGACUAUAAAAAUCUUCCCCAAUAGCGUGAAAGUACCUCAGAGGAAGCAUAUUCGCCGCACCGUCAACGGUCUCGACACCUCCAGCCAGCGCUACAGCCCCUACCCACCUCAGGUCAACACCCGGACGGGCCUCUUGGCCAUUGUCAAAGUCCCGGUCAAAGGGAUCCUCAAGGACAUCGAAGGCGGCCGAGCCCGUUUUCUCCCUAAGCUCAUCAUGAACCCGCACAGUGGGCUUUACGCCAAUCCCAGCACUUUAAACGUUCCUCACACUGUUCCCCACCUUCAGACUCCUUUAGGCCAGAAGAGUCUCGCUCACUCUCAGGCCUUGCAGGCCCACCCGCAGUCCCUGCAGCAGAAGAGCAGUUUACAACCACACCAGGAGGCUUUACAUCAGAGCCAGGCUCACCAACCGCCAGUACCGCACCACGCCCUAAACCACCAACAGACUCUCAUGCAGCAGCAGCCACAGUUGCCUGGUCCGCAAGGACUCCGGCAUCUGCCGGACAUGGCACAAUCGGUGAGCCUGCAGCACUCCCAGGGCUUCUCCCAAUCCCAGGCCUCUUGCGCCGGGCCUCCGGCUCCUGGGGUCUUACAGCCCCCUCUGGCAGGCUUACAGAUGCCACGCAAGCUGCCCGACGCCGACGCCCCUCCCAAUGUGACUGUGUCUACCUCAACCAUCCCGCUGUCCAUGGCUGCCAGCCUGCACCAGAACCGGCCCAGUGACCUAAGCAGCAUCGUCAAUCAGAUCAACCAGUUCUGCCAGGCUCGGGCUGGCAUGGGCUCUACCUCCAUGUGCGAAGGACAGAUCGCCAACCCCAGUCCCAUCAGCCGCAACCAGCUCAUCAAUGCGAGCUCUAGGGUGUGUACUCAUCCCAGCGUGGGUCCUCCGCCUUCUUGCAUCCUUGGUAACUCUGACAAGGUUGGUCCUGCUCCUGACCUCUCUGCCAUGAACAGGAUGCCUCUUUACCACAGUGACAUGAAGCAGCAGCAUUCCCAGCCACAGCAACAACGUCAGCAGGGCCCUUGGGGCCAACACCAGUUGGCGCACCUUCAGCACCUUCCGGAGGGCAAGAAUCUCCCUAGAGAGGGUCUAGGAUUCCUCACCAAGAACAUGGGCUACCCGCAGGAGGUGUGCAUGGCGCAGCCCUUCAACUUGAAGCCCUCUACCGAUAAACCAACGCCAUCUCCUCCGGUCAACGGGAUGCCCAUGAGCUACAGUAACGGCCACUACAUGCAGCCUCCCUGGAACAACAUCCUGCCCACGCCAAACAGUGACAGCUCAGGGUCUCAAGACCUGGUGGGGCCGUUCCACGGGGGCCUCUCAGGGGCCUCCAUAGACUGCACCCCCGGAGCACAGUACAGGACCGGGGCAGCCAUUUCCAGCCAGACGAACCUGAUGCAGACCAUGGAGUACAUGGGCGGUGACUUCCAGGCGCCCUGCUUCCGGGCACAGAAUCCUGGCACGAUGGCUAAGAUGCAUAGAGCCUCAGUCAGCAGGGCCACAGAUUCAGGUGAUAGUAGAAAUGUGCACAUCCACCACCCAGGGUACAGAUGAGCUGCGGCCAGUCAGUGUUAGUUUGAGCGCAAGGAAAGAAUUCCCCCCUCUUCCCGUUUUGUCUAGCAAGUGAUCUACUGAAUGUUUCCUGUACAAUGAUUUAUGUGGCUACCACAAAGCUGAACCCUCAUGUGCCACUUGGAUUUUUUUUUUUUUUUUACUUUUAGUAGUUCUUAAAUAAGUAGCUUUUGGAAAACACUGUAGGCAUUUAUUUAUUUUAGUCUGUUUUAAUUAUUCCAGAAAACAGCCAUAACAGCUUCAGUUUAUGAGAUCAGCACUGUUUUUUCUCCAUUCCUAUCUGGUCUGUGUUAUCCAAAUGAAAAAUGUACCACACAACAUAUAUCCGCUUUCUCUUGUUGAUUAGCAAAUGUCCGUUAUUUAAAAAGCAGAGAAGACGUUCUCCGCAAACGCCAUUUGUUUGUAGUUUAGGCCUACUUGAGAUUUGAAGUACUAACUCGAUGAAGACAUUUAAGGGGUGCCAUGAAACUGAAAUAUUUGGCUGUUCCAUCUAAGCUAACAGCUUGUACAAUGUAUAGAGGUUGAUUUUAUUUUUGUUCCUCUCAAUGUUUACAUAUUGUGCUUUUUGUAACUAAUUCUGAAUCGAUAUGAAAGUGCAAACUGAUACUGGGAUAUGCACAUAUGACAAGACUGUUUCUUUUCCAGACUGUUGAACACGAAUCAGGUUAAAGUCUUAGAUGGAAAUGUUACACUAGGGCUGAGUCAAGCCACAUUGUGUACAAUGUUAAUCCUUCCCUUGAAGUGUCAGCUAAUGCACUAUCCUUUUUAUUCCCCCUUUUUUUUCUCCUCAACUAUCCUAUUAGAUUUCAGUUUAAAUGGAGACUGCUGUAGACUGAAAUUGCUUCGGGACUUGUGCUGUGCCCUAAUUGCAUAGCUUAGGGUUUUAUUUUGUCUUUCAACUUAAUUGUUACUACUUGAAUCUCAUUGGAAAGAGACGGUAACGGCAGGCUUCGACUCACUACAGGACCGACCCAAAGCUACCUUUGGGAGGAGCGUCAUCAUCCGCUCGCAUGUUAGUUCGUCGUUAAUGGAAAGACGUCCUUGACCAUAAUUGGAUGACGGAAGUGUGUUGAUGUAAGCGCAAUAUAAAUGAGCACCACGGGCUAGCCUGUGGCUUUACUGCUGUGCUACUGUAACUGAGAGGUGUGAUUAGCCGGUGUGAAUGCUGUGUGUCGGGGCGGAUUGGCUCCCUGCUUUUGCUCCAUCAUUAACACCAUACCGCUCUUCCCUGGCGGGAUCACUUCCAUCUCCGUCACACGCUGUUGUGUCAGCUGAAGCCUGCCACUGCAUUUUCCACCCACCUUAGGCACUUGAUGUGUCAUGUCGGUCUUAUCUAAAAUAGCUGAAAUGCACCGCCGGUGACAGUCUAGGUCUGUUCGACGGGAAAUAACCUAAACAAAAGACGCAUUUUAAGUUCUGUGAAUUCCAUCCCGUGCUCCACGGUUUAACUCCCAUGGAGAGUUUCUCUCUUUCUCAGGUCUACCUGUGCCUCUUCUCACAUUCUCCCUUGACUUUUACGUCGAAUGAGUCUCUCCACCUUUAUCAGGGCAGGCCAUCUGGCAGUGGAGCAUGGGUAUUGUCAGACUUUGGUGGAGCAACUGCAGACGAGCGAAUGGGUGGAGCUGUGACACCCAGUAUCAUAACCUCCCUGUUUGCCCCUCAGAAGCCUUAAAUAUUUGAUCCUUGAACUGUCCUUGACUAUAGGCAUGGUGUAGAAUAUAAAUUCAUAUUUAGUUAAAUUUGUUUUUGUAAAACCAUCAAUCGGGGGAGUGAACUCCCGAAAGAGUUUUUUUUUUUUUUUUUUUUUUUUUUUUUUUGUAUUUAGCAAUGUAUGUGUAGUACUGGGCUGUAACACCACAUCAUGUUAUGUUUCCCACGCUAGCAUCUUUAUUUGCUCUGUUUACCAUUGCAGCAGUUUCCUCAAAUUUGGAAGCGAGAGCUCGACUACAAGGUUUGCGUCCAGGCCUAGUUUAAGCUUUCACAUUAGGAUACGUUGCCCAUGAAGCUGCUAUUUUAUUCUGACUACAAAAAAGUUAUUUCUUAUAAAUGUUGUGAGGAUAGAGUUAAGAUCUAAUUUAUAUUAUGCCUUUUUUUGCAAUGCAAUAUUGUUAGUAGGUUGAGCGUCGGCAGACGUAAUAAGUUAUUCCAUUUGCCUGUCGACCGUGUCAUUGUAAAGCUUGAACGUUUAGACUUCCUGUAUUUCUUUCGAUCCUCUUUUCAUGCCUUGUUACAGCUCAAGAGUACAAAGUCAGGUUACUCUUUUAAUAGUUACUAUCUCUAUGUGAAGUGCCUCCUCUGGGCUGAUGUGGACCGUGUGUAUGUGACCAUUGGGAUGGAAAGUGGACCGGCGCUAGCGCGCAUUCCGUCGAAGUCGUGCACCGCUCACGAACGGGGGACCGAGCUACUUAAAAAAAAAAAAAAAAAAAAAAAAAAACUACUGAUAUCGUUCAGAAAAAGAAAAAAAAACGAACACCGUGUGCUGCUGCAGGUGCAAGAUCUGUUCGGAUGUGAAUAGUUGCUGCUGAAUCACUAGUUUAGGUGGCGCGAGCUACGCUGCUGAACUCCUUAGUGUCCUUGAAACAUUCGAAGGAAUGCUCUGGAAAGUUCUUUGUCUUUUGGAGCACAUGCACUCCUGCCCCCAUCACCCUGCUCCCUUCCCUCCCACAUCCCACUCCCCUUCCCCAAAACAACACAAUGGCAGUUUUGGACUACAGGAGUGUGUGUUAGGAGUUGAGUGUGUCUCAUCUUGUUCCACCAAAGAACAAAAUGUCACUUGAAUGGUAGCAGUGCGCACCUGUUUUUGUGUAACCGAAAACUGUCAUUCCAGAUACACAUUUUUUCAGGAACGUGUUGCACAAACAUUCCCCUCUAACCAAAAUAAAGUUUGACUUGCAUUUGCAAAGUGUGUCAUGUCUGUUUUUGUCUUCUUCUACAGUUGAACGUUUCUGAUUUCUGUGUACUGUAACCAAACUGGUUAUAUAAGAUUUAUUUAGUAAGUAAUUAUUUUGGAUUAAUAAGACAAAUGUCAGACGCCUAUGUUUAAGUGCAAUCUCCUUUCAUUUUUUUGUGUUUCUUAAAGGGAUGGUUCACCAACAAAAAUAAAAAAUUUUUCAUUGAUUACUCACCCUCAUGUCGUUCCAAACACAAGACCUUCGCUCACCUUUGGAUCACAAAUUAAGAUAUUUUUGAUGAAAUCCGAGAGCUUUCUGACCCUGGAUAGAUCACAACGCAACAACCACGUUCAAGGCCUAGAAAAAUAGUAAGGACAUCAUUAAAAUAGUCCAUGUGACAUGAGUGGUUCAACUGUCAUUUUAUAAAGUUUUAUAAACAGUUAAUUGUCUGUAU